GUCUAAUCGGCUCGAGACCGUUCCGUUAAAGCUACCAUGUAAUGUUUACUUCUUUGGAACAACGGCGUGUCCUCCUUGGUUAACACUGUUGGAGAUCGCAGAUGCGGUAUCUAAUGUCGUGUACAACACAUUUUCCCUGCGAGACAUUCGUUAAAACCACGGAAUCCUAUUUGCAUCGGCAGUAUUAGUGGUUCAUCCUGCGGUCCGUGUUCACGAUGGCGAUGUUCCGCAGUUUUGUGUCUGCUGCUCAGCUCAGGCAGCAUCAGCAGCAAAAUGGAGCCGCAGCAGCCGCACCUGGGGAAAGCCUGGAGAGCCAGUUCUCCUGUCCCAUCUGUCUGGAGGUGUACCACAAACCUGUCAGCAUCGCAAGCUGCGCCCAUACUUUCUGUGCGGACUGUCUACAGCCAUGUCUGCAGGUGACAUCGCCUCUCUGUCCACUCUGCCGCAUGCCUUUCGAUCCAAAGAAAGUGGACAAAUCCUCCAGCGUGGAGAAGCAGCUCUCUUCAUAUAAGGCACCAUGUAGAGGGUGCAGCAAAAAGGUCACCCUGGUCAAAAUGCGGUCACAUAUUUCAUCUUGCACAAAGGUUCAGGAACAGAUGGCCAAUUGCCCAAAGUUCAUGCCUGUGGUUCCCACCUCACAACCCAUUCCCAGCAAUAUUCCAAACCGUUCCACGUUUGUGUGCCCGUACUGUGGCGCACGCAACUUGGACCAACAGGAACUAGUGAAGCACUGCAUGGAGAGCCAUCGCAAUGACCCCAACAAAGUGGUAUGUCCAGUAUGUUCAUCUAUGCCUUGGGGUGACCCCAGCUAUAAGAGCUCCAACUUCCUGCAGCAUCUUCUCCACCGGCACAAAUUCUCCUAUGACACAUUUGUGGACUACAGUAUCGAUGAGGAGGCAGCACUGCAGGCAGCACUGGCCCUCUCACUGUCCGAGAACUGAGAGUCUGACAUUACUGUAUAUCCUGUUCCACAAACACAGCCAUGUGAAGGAACUUCUCACCUGUCUUGUUUUAGGCUGAAUAUUUUCAUUGUUUUCCUCUCACUCUACCUCUCUUCUGGUCUAUAUUUCUGAGCUACACUCCAGCUAGAUGCUGAAGUAGCUCUAUAGUUUGUUUGCUAGUUGCAUAACAUUUGAGCAAGGUUGUCACUUCCUGAAUUUUAAGGGGAGGAGCUUCUGGUUGCUUAUCAUUAUCAUCAUCAUCGUAACCAUCAAAACAUGAACCAACAAAACAUUGAUGUUUAUGCAAAAAGUCAGACAAAGGAAUAGAUAAAUAUCACCAUGCUUAGUGUUGUUGUUCUUCCUAUUGUUUUCUGUCAAAAUGUGACAUAGACCCCGGCAAUGAAGUGAAGAUCAGUACAGAGGGAUCAGCGUUCAAAAUGUUAAAGCGAAGCUAAAAAGUGAACUAUGUUGGGGUUGGCUGUCCUCAUGAUGUACUCUCAUCUUUAGGCAAUACCAAUAGAGAGAAUGAGAGACCGAUCUUCAGCAUCCUCAUUAUCACUCAUUUCAUCAUUUAUGGAAUUCGGAAUACCAUCCGCCCUUUUUUAAUCAAGAGUUGAUGUGAAUACUUGCACUCGUCACAGUUUUCUACAUGCCUGAAUUCUAGUAUUGUUGUUUUUUUAUAGUUCAGUAACAGAAUAUUGACAGGACUGCAUACUCUGCUCUUAACUUGCUACAGUAAUAUUUUCUAAGAAGCGUCAGAUAAGAUUAAAAUUUAUAUUUUUGGAAAAAAGUUUCAGUUUUAAAUGGUGCACUAAUAAUAAAACGGCAAGCUUCUA
Molecule: messenger RNA, 1777 nt
Organism: Cyprinus carpio (common carp)
Lineage: Eukaryota; Metazoa; Chordata; Actinopteri; Cypriniformes; Cyprinidae
Product: ring finger protein 166
Biological process (GO): protein polyubiquitination; ubiquitin-dependent protein catabolic process
Molecular function (GO): ubiquitin protein ligase activity
Source: RefSeq, a predicted model, not a curated record